ACUCUACUCUCUCUACCUUUCACCACUAUUUAUAUAUAUAUAUAUAUAGACAGAGAGAGAGAGAGAGGAGUAAGAAUUGCAGCAAUAGCUUCACCAAAAACUUGGCAGCUAUGGAGGCAGCAGCAAUGGAGUGCUUGAGGCCUUUUGUCAACGCCAAGCCAUGGGAGUAUAUCGUGGUUUGGAUUUUAGGGGACGAUCCUUCAAGGUUUAUACAGUGGGGGGCUUGCUGUUGCAGCGGCGCAAACAGGGUGGAGAAGGAUGAAAAUGGAGGGGUGAAGGAGGAGUGCUGUUGCAGGGAUCAGAUUGUGAAGCAUUCCAUCCAAACCAAGGCUUGCAGGAGACUUGCUCUGUUGCCGUCAGUCAUUCCGCUCUACUCUGGAAUCCACGGCGAUGUUGCUACAUCCAAACAGCCAGUUUGGACGACGGCCUCUUCUUCAGACAACGAGCCAAAGGGGACUCAAGUUGUAAUCCCUGUAGACGGCGGACUGGUCGAAUUCUUCAGCUCAAAGCAUGUGGCGAGGGAUCAGAAGAUGAUAGACUAUGUAUCGGCCCGAUUCGGACAAGAAACCGUUAUGGAUAAGCCGAAAGCCAUGGCCAUGAAUCUCAACCAGCUCGGAGAUCACCUCUUGGAACCCGAUUCCUAUGAUUGGCAAAUCCAUUGCCUCAACUUCCUCCCCCAGCUCGAAGCCUCGUCGUUGAGCUCAAACCUCUCGACCAGACACCGCCAAUUAAUGCCCUCCGAUCACGCGAGCUGUCCGAAGCCCAAGAGGAAGAAGUGCACAGAUUCUGUAUCCGUCAUCGGCGCAGUGAAAAACCGGGAAAGAGGGCCUUACAAGUCGAAGAAUCUUGUCACGGAGAGGAACCGGAGGGAGAGGAUCAAGGCCGGCAUGUUCGCCCUCCGCGCAUUAGUCCCGAAGAUAUCCAAGAUGGACAGGGUGGCGACGCUGGGAGACGCCGCCGAGUACAUCGAGGAGCUAUUGGAGAGCAUCGAGGAUUACAAAAGCCAAAUUCAAGCCAUGGAAGACGAAGACAAAUGCGGCGAAGUGAUCAACGCGGAGCCCGAUUGCCCCCUCCUCAAGAACGCCGUUGCGGAGGAGAGGCUGCCGCCGCCAAUUCCAACGCCACCGGCGGAAGUUAGCCGUCUGGGGGCAAAGGAUUUUGCCGUGAAGGUGGCGUGUGCGCAUAGGAGAGGCGGGUUUUCGCGGCUGAUGGAGGCGCUCGACGCCUUGGGGCUACAAGUGGUCGACGCCAAUGUCACCACGCUCAACGGCUCCAUGUCGUCGAUUGUUCUUAGAGUUCAAGGAGGCAAUGAGGAGGUGGAUCCUAAGAGCUUGGAGUGUUUGUUGAUCCAACUGGUUGCUUAAGAAGAUCUUCCAUUGGUGAUUUUUCAUAUUUGUUGUUAUUAUUAUUAUUAGGUGAUUUGUUUGUUGUGUAUUUUUGUGUUGUAUGUUUUGUUAAUAGACUAAAUCUGUCCUUGGAGUGGAGUGGGCACUGGAAUCUGAGAGUAUAUUCUUGUAGAGUGAAGUGGGCACUGGAAUGGAAUCUGAGAGUAUAUUCUUGUAUGUUUGAUACAUCAUUAUUGUGUU
Andrographis paniculata is the source of this 1586-nucleotide messenger RNA. RefSeq names its product transcription factor bHLH90-like. Bases 111 to 1364 code for a protein of 417 amino acids. Gene Ontology annotation, cellular component: nucleus. Lineage: Eukaryota; Viridiplantae; Streptophyta; Magnoliopsida; Lamiales; Acanthaceae. The transcript has 8 exons. Gene Ontology annotation, biological process: regulation of DNA-templated transcription. Gene Ontology annotation, molecular function: protein dimerization activity; sequence-specific DNA binding; DNA-binding transcription factor activity. The record is from RefSeq and is a predicted model, not a curated record.